Gryllus bimaculatus (two-spotted cricket) is the source of this 1952-nucleotide messenger RNA. The record is from the annotation of a GenBank genome assembly. Lineage: Eukaryota; Metazoa; Arthropoda; Insecta; Orthoptera; Gryllidae.
AUAUAAUUCUUGAUUCACAGCAUGAGGAAACUGCUAAAAAACUAAGUGAACUUCUGUUAUGGGAUUGUGAAAUGAGUCCUGUUACUCCAUCCAUAUUAGAUGCAUUAACCAAUUUGACAUUAACACCUGAAUUGCAAAAAUCAGUGAGUGAAAAUGUGAUGAAAUGUUUGGGAUCUGUGCAGCUUGAUUAUCUUCCAAAUGUGGUGCGUUUCCUUGUGACGGUCACAAAUUCUGAUGAGAUGCCUAAGAUUGUAUCAAGCUUUCGUCAACACCUGGAUUUUACUUCACCGCUGCUAUCACUGGCAGGGAAUUCAAACACUAAAGGAUCCACUUCAGUCGAGAACUGUGAACUACUGACUGUGGAAGUUCUCAAAUUAUCAGUAAUGAGUUUUCGGGCAAUGGCAGAAGCUUGGCUUAAUGCAAUCAAGGGAGUACAUUCUGCAUCUAAACAUAAACCUCUUGAUUUGAUAAUGCUCUUGGUUCUUCAUGCUAAUGUUCCAGUUGCACAGUCAACUGUACAAGCUUUAUUUAAGAGCAAGGCACGGUUGGGCAUUUUCCGUGAAAAACUACUUGUUACUACAUUCUCAACUAUGCUGGUGGUUAUCAAGGAAUAUCGUUCUGCCCUCAUGGAGAUUUUAUUUGUACUGUUGAAGUCCCCUGAUCCAGCAGUAGUAGAUCACGCGUCAUGUUGGUACAAGUUAUGCCUUCUACAUCUGCCUUCCUGGCAGGCACAGGCUGUGGUGCAGCGCCUCCUGAUACAUGUAGGGACAGGCAGUGCUGGGACCAUGCGCGCUGCUCUCUCUGUGUUGACUACUUUGGCAAUGGAGAAUUUGAGUACAUUACUGCCACAUCAGUGGCUACUUUUGAAUCUGCUUGAUAAAGUUCCUGAUGUGGAUGCCAGUGUGGUUGAAAUGAUCAUGGAGAUGUUAUGUCGUGUAGCCUUUGGCUCUGAAACACACAGUGGUAGUGCCAUGGAUGAUAAUAUUCUCAUGCUUGCACGCAAGCAGCUGGCAAGCUGGAGCCCAGAGGUGAGAAAGAAGGGUGUAAUUGGUGCUAUACUAGCUGCAAAACACAUGGCCUCAAAGGAGACUGGAAAAGAUUCUGUUGUUGGUGACAAUAUCAAGCAGGCCAUUGAGCUCAUGGAAUGGGUGACAACAUCAACUGAAUAUUUCCCUGAUGCAACAGGUUUAUUUUUGGACAAAUUGUCAUCUGUAUUGUGCAGUGUUGAAGUUUUGAAUGACAGUUUCUUGUCUUGGAUCACAGACUACAUAGGUCAAAGCUUUGAAGAAAAAUACGUUGUUCCAAGGAAAGGUUUAACAUUUGAGGAGGAUUUGAAACUGAUGUUCAAUUUGGAUGAACCUGAAGAAGAUGAUGAUGAUGUUUGUAUUCCUAUUGCUCAGUUAGUGGAUCGUGAUUGUCUCACCAAACGAUCCCAAUAUCCACCGAUUGUGGUAAUGCCUGCCAGCCUCCGUCUAGUUCGAUGUGUGAAGUACCUGGCCUGUGAAGGAAAUUUAGGAGAUAUUGCAGCUCUUCUCACAUGUCCGGUUCUUAUGCCUUGUAUUAUGGAGCAGGAGGAUGGUUUGGAUUUCUCAUGCCCCCAGGAGCAAAACUUUUUGCUAGAUUGUAUCUUUCAUUGUGUUAACUGGUUCAGAGAAUUAAUAUCAGCUUUUGCUUAUCAAAAGAAUGCUGAAUUGCGUAGAUGUGUUUUGCUGCGUUUACAAAGCUUAGUGGACUUGCAGAAGAAGUUAGCCAAGUGGCUGACGCACGCCAUUGAUUAUGUUCCUCCUCCCUGCCAGUUCUUUGCAAGUGCUAAACCUCCAAAGCUUUCCAAAGUCAAGAUGACCACCAAAAAAAAGGGAAAGAAAAGGAAACGGAAAUCUAAGAAGGGUAAGAAGAAGCCAAGGACAUCAGAUGCAAGUGAAAAUGCAGAAGGAGAAGAGGUAUGAUUUGAA